Messenger RNA from Branchiostoma belcheri (Belcher's lancelet), 2541 nucleotides. RefSeq names its product adenylate kinase 8-like. Gene Ontology annotation, cellular component: cytoplasm. The record is from RefSeq and is a predicted model, not a curated record. The transcript is spliced from 14 exons. Gene Ontology annotation, biological process: nucleoside triphosphate biosynthetic process. Lineage: Eukaryota; Metazoa; Chordata; Leptocardii; Amphioxiformes; Branchiostomatidae. Gene Ontology annotation, molecular function: ATP binding; nucleoside diphosphate kinase activity; AMP kinase activity. Bases 31 to 1476 code for a protein of 481 amino acids.
GGGACACAAACUCGAACUGCGAAAUCCAAGAUGGACGAAACGAAGAAACCGCUCCGAGUCCCGCCUGCUUUUGGAGUUUACGCCGAGAAACACGGCAUUUUCGAUCUCUACAAGAGGGUGAUAGAGAACAUUGUGAUUGACAAGCCAGAGGAACCGUUACAGUACAUCAUCGACUACCUCAAGCGGGAGAAUGACGAUGUUCAUCAAAUCUGUAUCCUGGGGCCUCCUGCAGCUGGCAAAAGGACAAUUGCCAGAGAGGUGUGCAAGCGACUCCGUGUGGUUCACAUCACCCCCGAGGCUCUGGUAGGGGAUGACGUGAACCCUGUGGCAAAACAGGCCAGGAACAUUGUCAAGAGUGGGGAGUCCAUCCCUGUGGAGGUCUGGGUCAGUCUGGUGAAGAACAGGAUAAAGAGCCACGACUGCAUCAAGAAGGGCUGGCUGUUGGAAGGCUUCCCACAGACCAGGGCCCAGGCUCAGGCUAUCCAGGCUGAGGGAAUCUCACCUAAACACUGUGUUGUUUUGGAGGCCCCAGACACUGUGCUGAUUGAGCGUGUGGCAGGGAAGCGGGUUGACCCACAGACUGGAGAUGUGUACCACACAACAUUUGAUUGGCCGAGUAACUCGGAGAUCGAGUCUCGGCUGGUUGUGCCGGAGGGAAUCACAGAGGAAUCUAUGGUGAACAGCCUGGUGGAGUAUCACAGGCAUACAGCAGAUGUCCUCAGAUGUUUUCCCAAAGUCACCAAGAAAAUCAAUGCAGAUCAACCCAAGGCUGACAUCCUCGCACUAGUUUUGACAUUCCUGAACAGCACCCCUCGCACGGCCGCCCCACACACCCCCAGGAUCGUGCUGCUGGGCCCCACGGGUGCCGGCAAGUCUGUACAGGCCUCCCUCAUCGCAAACAAGUACAACAUCGUCAACUUGUCCUGUGGUGCCCUGAUUAAAGAGGCCAUUGCUGACGAGACCAAGAUUGGAGAAGCUAUCAAGCCGUAUGUGGAGCGAGGCAUGAUGGUCCCAGACAACCUGGUGAUGAAGGUCCUGAGUGAUCGGCUGUCCCGACUGGACGCCGUUAGCCGCGGCUGGGUCAUGCACGGCUUCCCCAGGACACGGGAACAGGCAGAGAGCCUGAAGGACGCCAACCUCGACCCCAACAGGGUGUUUUUCCUGGACAUACCGAAUGACUCUGUGAUGGAGAGACUGGUUCUCAGGAGGACAGAUCCUGUGACAGGAGAGAGGUAUCAUUUCCUGUACAAUCCCCCGCGGACCAAUGAGGUGAAAGCGCGCCUCCAUCAGCACCCCAAGGACGAGGAGGAAGCCGUGAAGAAGCGUCUGAUUGAGUACCAUGCCUACGCGGAGGAGAUCGCAGACUUCUACGAGGCGGCCAUGAGGAUCAACGCUGACCAGGACCCGCACACGGUGUUCGAGUUCAUUGAGAGUAUGAUCGUUAACCCAUUGCCUAAGAAGCAUGGCGAGGACUAGCACUUACAACUUUCCAUCUCACUUAGUCUAGUAUAUUCAGGGCUCAAAAUACUUUUUCUGCACACCUGCAGUGGUGCAGGUAACAUUGAAAAUUACCUGCACCAAACAAUUUUUACUUGCACCACUCAGAAUUUAUAGGAAGUAUGGAUCACACUAUUGUCCAGAAACCAUUACCAUUAUUUCUUUUAUACUCUAUAGGCAGUAACAGUCAUAAAAAUCCACAUACACCUACGUGUACGUGUAAACCCUGUACCAGUGUAGGUAACGUGCGAGUAUACGUAGACAUAAGAAAUACCUGAAACGCCCCAAUUUUACCUACACAAAGGUGCACAUGCAGCCAGUAUUUCAAGCUCUGAUAUUAUAACUAAAACUCUUACACCUCAGAUUGGAUUGGAUGGAUUUAUGGUUGGGCUCUUACCAACAAAUUGCUUUUAAUUUAAUGAACUCUUCCACUCUUGGCAGAAAUAUGGGGCUUUACUUUAUUCAGACCCUCACAAAGCAGUUUGAAUUCUAUUUUGAGAUAUAGAUAUAGGAACAGACUGUAAUAAAGUUUGUCUUAUUAGAGUCCAAUUUGUUUAAGUACGAUUUUGGUGAUAGAGGUUUAAGAUGUAACAAACCAGACUCCUAUAUGAAGACUACAAUGUGUAUGACAAGACAGGAAAAGUCCAUUUAUGUUGUGUAACGUUCUAUCAAAUAUUAUGUUAUAACUGUGUAUGUUUCUGGUAUCUAACAAUACAGACUGUAUAAAGACUACACUGUAUAUGACAAGAAUGGAAAAGUUCAAGUUUAUGUAUGUUGUAUAACACUCUAUCAAAUGUCAUGUCAUAAGUGUGUGUAUUUCUGGUAUGAUAUUGAAGUUACUUGUAUUUGCACAUGGAAUUCCAGUAUUUAGAAUUCUUCCAAAUUGCCUUACAAAAAAGCACCUAAUGGUGUAGAAGGUUGCAUUGUAGACACUGGUAUGUCCAGAGAGAGAAGCACAGUUUUUGUACAUAUUGACAUCUCUUGGACAUCUCUGUGGAAUUAUAUUCUGUCUCUGAUAAAUUCUAUGUCAGAUGACAUUUUACA